AUGGGGCUGCGGGAAAUUAUGCCGGCCAUGAUGCUGCGGUCGUAUCUUGACCAGGAGUGCUAUGAUUUCGUCAAGUGGUGGGCGUCGCGUGACCUAGACAGCGAGUACGACUGGGGCGACAUGGCCUUGCCUCACCUCGAUAUUCGCGGGGCUGGUGUCUUUGAGGAGCCAGAAUUCUUUAGCCAAUAUCUAGCCUUGAAUCACGCUUUUGAUGUUCUAUUGCUGAAGCUGAAGCUACUUGUUGACAUCCGCAACCUCAAAAUUGUUCGUAAGAUCUUAAUCUUACGUCGCCUCCCCUUCGACCUUGGGGAGUUGAUCGAGCCAGUCAUAGUCCGCAGUCCCCUCUCUACCCGGCUCCAGAAACAAUCACCGGUGUCACUUUUCAAGCCGGGGAGGGCGCUUCUGGGUCAUGUCCGCAUGCUCAGCGAGACCCUGAGGCAAACCAACAGAUACUUCAUAUUCCGCCUCUUCGAUCCAGACCAAGCACUAGCCGAGAAUAUAUCGAUUUUGCCGUUGAGGAAGCCUCGUACUUGGGUGAGCGGCUGCCAUGGGGGGAUUGGGGAAGCCCUGCGAGAGCGACGGUAG
Molecule: messenger RNA, 585 nt
Organism: Ilyonectria robusta
Lineage: Eukaryota; Fungi; Ascomycota; Sordariomycetes; Hypocreales; Nectriaceae
Exons: 1
Coding region: 1-585 (194 amino acids)
Source: RefSeq, a predicted model, not a curated record